Molecule: messenger RNA, 861 nt
Organism: Penicillium cinerascens
Lineage: Eukaryota; Fungi; Ascomycota; Eurotiomycetes; Eurotiales; Aspergillaceae
Exons: 2
Coding region: 1-861 (286 amino acids)
Source: RefSeq, a predicted model, not a curated record
AUGUUGGAUGUGGCCUUGGUCAACUACACAAGCAUGCACGGCAGCUAUCACGGCUACUUCGAGGAUUAUGUCGAAUACGUGAAAAAGGAGGUGCCUACCACAUUAGACAAUCUUAUGCAGCCCAGCGGGAUUGGAAAUGGCUACUUCGAAUGCACCGUCAGCGCAGGUGGGACGAACAUCUCGACAACAACCUGUCCAUACAAGCUCCCUGCGUCAGACAACGUAAAUGUCAACCUCGUGAUCUACUACACGCCCCUCAAUGCUACGGCGUUCUGGGAUUGGUUGCUCUCGGGUUACGGCUUACAGAGGACCUGGGUCCAAUUGACUGAUCAUGUCAUCGAAAAUCAUUGCUCAACUCACAUUCGUCCCAACCAGCCUGUGUGCCAUGAGCAGGUCUACACCUGGAAAGGCUAUCCCAUGGCCGCGGACAAUAUCGUGGUUUCCGACCCUGCAACGAUCAUAGAGUCCACGUAUCCUAAGAUUGCGAAUCUGAAAGACACCAUCGCACUCACACGAAUUCUGAUUAGCACUGGUUCAUGGGGUGGCUCCACUGACGAUGCGGUGCUUGGUAUCUCCACAGCCGUCUUCACAAUGGUGCAGAAAAAAGAACUCGACGAGGAGAUCAUUAUGGCGUUGUUGCUCGUCGUGCCUUUUCUAGGAGAGAUCGACGCCAUUUCCGAGAGCUUAGCGGGCCUGGCGGACAUCAUCAAGAUGUUCAGUGAUGUGAGUUUGCUGGCUGAUAGCAUCUACGAGGUCGCGACCGCCUCAGAUACAAAAAAGGCUAUUAUGGGUAUCUUCGGUGUGUUGCUCCUUGGGGGAGUGCGUACUGUUGAGGAGUUCCAAACAAUGGGUAGACUAUGA